Messenger RNA from Caenorhabditis remanei, 396 nucleotides. RefSeq lists its product as uncharacterized. Gene Ontology annotation, cellular component: ribosome. Gene Ontology annotation, molecular function: structural constituent of ribosome. Bases 1 to 396 code for a protein of 131 amino acids. Gene Ontology annotation, biological process: translation. The record is from RefSeq and is a predicted model, not a curated record. The transcript has 3 exons. Lineage: Eukaryota; Metazoa; Nematoda; Chromadorea; Rhabditida; Rhabditidae.
AUGGGUGACGUCGUUACUAUCAGAACGAGAAAGGUUCUCACCAACAAGCUUCUCUACAGAAAGCAAAUGGUCGUCGAGGUGAUCCACCCAGGACGCCCAACCGUCCCAAAGGCCGAUAUUCGUGAGAAGAUCGCCAAGCUCUACAAGACCACCCCGGACACCGUCAUCCCAUUCGGAUUCGAGUCCAAGAUCGGAGGAGGAAAAUCCAAGGGAUUCGCUCUUGUCUACGACACCCUCGACUACGCCAAGAAGUUCGAGCCAAAGUACAGACUCGUCCGUAUGGGACUUGCCAAGAAGGUUGAGAAGCCAGGACGCAAGCAACGUAAGGAGAGAAAGAACAGACAAAAGAAGGUCCGAGGAACCGCCAAGGCCAAGGUCUCCGCUGGAAAGAAGUAA